AUGUCUGAUCCUUUCUCGGUCGCGGCUGGCGCAGUCGGUGUUAUUUCACUAGGCAUCCAGCUGUGCAAAGAGAUUUCUAGCUACACAGAGGCCUGGCAGGGUUACGAUGGAGACAUCCAGAGCAUUGGCGCCAAGGCUGAGUCGCUAAAAACCCCUUUGAAGAGGCUCCGAGACCUCGUCGAGGAUACCCGACUGACCGAUACGGAGAUUACGAAUGAUAUCAAUGAGAAGGCACUUGGACUCGAGCAUCAAGUUCAAAGACUUGAGAAGAAGCUUAACCUGAUCAAGCCUGUAUUCUCUGACAAAACAUCAGACAAAUUCCGCAACAAGCUCAAAAAGGUUGCAUAUCCCGUCGUCACGCGAGAUGCCCUACGGGAUAUCAAAAGUGACUUGGAUAGUAUGCAAUCAACGAUACAGAUGACACUGGCUAUAUUUAAUGCCCAGCAAGCCCAGAAAUCCCAAGCCACGCAAGAGAAGAUGGUUCGAUUGAUUGAAGAAAUUCAUGUAACCAUGUUGAGCGUUUCAUCAAAGUGCAUGCCGGCACCUGGUUUGCUUCGAUCCUUGUGUGACCGCAGUGACGAAGAUGCGCAAUUGGUCCAAAAGCAAUUACAAUCAACUACAAUUAGCCAAAGUGACAUCCCCGAUCUACAAGCCAACGUAACCUGGCCAAUGCUGGUUCAUCGGAAUAAGCGCAAAUUUACAACAAAGUCAGUGGAAAGAGCGUAUCAAUAUCACAAUUACUGGCUCCGUCGCACUAUCAAAUUCUCAUUCUCGCUUUCAACUGGAGCUGGAGGCUUCUCCAUCGCACCUUCUUUGCAUCUAUGCAAUCUUCUGGGAUGGGACAGUUGGGCGUGUGACAAAUCAUUAGAUAUGAACACAUUCAACUGGUUGUGGGUUCCAAAUUUCAAAGGAAACGUGGAUGAUUUGAUCCAUGACUUUCGAGUUGCAUUUUCUGCUGGCAAAGCGACACCCUCAGAUAUGUUGAGCCACGGUGGACAAUGGCUUUCUCUUGUGGACGUCUUUCACUCUUUUUUCCUCAGGGAGGAUGAAAUUGAGACUCGCAAGUUGACUCAGUUUCUAAUAGAUUGUGGUUCUAUACCUGAUAACGCAGCAAAAUUUGGGUUUCUACAGAAGAUGUCCUCUGCAAAAUUCUGGGAAGCGGAUGAAUACACGUUCGCCGUCCAGUUAAUCAACAUUGGGGGUCCCUUAGGUACCAUGCCACGUACGCGUGCUGGAAAGACGAAUAUGAAAGGCCUCCUCAAAAGAGACGAGGAAUUAAUCGACCUACCCGGUAUAGCGAAAGCAAUUCUCCGAGAAUCAGAGGCAGAUCUGCGAGAGGCGUUAGAUUUAGGACCCGAAGGACCUAACGAGGUAAUCCAGGGUAUAUCUCUGCUGGAACUCGCUGUUGGAUGGCCUGCUGGCGUACGAGUUCUGUUGGAAUCUGGAGCAGAUGGCACUGGAGUCGCUCUAAGUCGCUCGCCUUGCAGACCAUGCGAUGUGAAUGAUAUUGACUGUGAUACUUACUAUGACUCAAUGAUUCCUCUGCUUCAAGCCGGAUGUAUAGUUAAAUCAGCGGACAUAUUAUUUUGCGAAUCAUCCAAGGUACGAUUAUUGCUUAGCCAUGACCUUGUCAAGCGACGAAAAAAGCUACAAGCACUAGCAUAUUCUUCCUUGCCCUCGCAGAGGCUCGCCGAACUAUCUGCAGGUGCUGGUGAAAACGUGACGGGGAUUCCGGAUAUCCACGCUUUCCAAAUUUACACCGAACUACUUAAGCAAGGCUUUACAAUUGACCCUUCGCUAAAAAUACGCGAAGAUAAUUCUCCGCCAAUAUACCAUCGGCGUAUUGCACACGUGGAAGCUUGGGAGGAGCUCUACCAGCUUGGCUUUCGAGAAAUCGAUACUCCAGAUGCAGAGGGCCUCACACCAUUGAUGGUUCAACUCACAUACGUCAAUGAAUUUUCAACCGACCCAAACCGUUCUCUGGCACGCAUCCUAUGGCUGUUUCAUAAAGGGGCGAGUUUAGCAAAACCCCUGCCAUAUUCCAAGGGGACAGUGGCACACUUGGCCAGCUCGUGGAUGAUCGGCGAGAUCCUACGUAUGAUCUGCUUGGACGAGUAUGACGGCCGUAAGAGGUGGCCGGGAUUCGUGACAAAACUUAGAGAAUAUAGGGAAUCCAUUUUCCUGGUUCCCUCUGUUUGUGAUAACUGCAUCUGCGCAUGCUGUCCUGGCGGAUGUACUACUUUCUUAGUGGCACUGCGAGCUCUUAUCGCACUCUUCAAGAGGACUGAUUUCUCGUUGAGCGAAGCAGCGGAGGAAUUUCGCCUUAUUCUUUCUUUUCUGGUUCAGUGGACUGAUACCAGACCCGGGAUAAAUCAUACCAUCAUUCGAUCUCUCACAUUUCAUGCCUUGGGCUUGCGGCACACAUGUUGCGCAGAGAUUGACGACUUGGAGUUUUCGAGCCCUAGGUGGAGUAAUGUCAGAGAUGAGCAAGAUAUUGAAGACAUUCUGGAAGAAGAUCAUUAUUUUUACCAUGAACUCGAUCGACUGAUUUCUGAGUUCGGAAGGGAUUUCGAUCAGCUUGGAUUGCCUAUCAUGGAGUUCUUGGACAAGGUGUGGCAUGCCCGUAUGAUUGAGUAUCUUUCAACACCUGGCUCUUACGAUGAAGAGCACAUCCAUCAGACUAGGAAUCUUGGAAUCUUCCUGGAGCCGCAUGAGAUUGACAUUCCCGACAUUAUCUACUACUUUGGCAAUCAGGUCGAAGAAGUUACAUCGGAUAGUGUGAAUGGAGCAACUUUCAUUUUUCUCUUGUAA
This is a messenger RNA of Penicillium cataractarum, 2811 nucleotides long. RefSeq lists its product as uncharacterized. The record is from RefSeq and is a predicted model, not a curated record. Lineage: Eukaryota; Fungi; Ascomycota; Eurotiomycetes; Eurotiales; Aspergillaceae. The transcript has 5 exons. Bases 1 to 2811 code for a protein of 936 amino acids.